CCCGUCCGUCCCUUUCCAUCUCGUCGUCCUCUGACUUUGCCAUGUUCCGUGCACAGCUGGCUGCUAGCAGGAGCGCCUCGCGCAGGCUCUACAGCUCACGCGCUGUACAGUCGUCGUUGCUUGCUUGCACUCGCGCUGCGCCCCGGGCUGCACCUCGGUCUGCCUCGCUACCCAAACGCAUUCCCUCAUUGAACUCUUUCGUUCAGCACCGGGGUUAUGCCGUCUUUGACCGGACAAAGACGCAUAUGAACAUUGGUACUAUCGGUCACGUUGACCACGGCAAGACCACCUUGACUGCCGCUAUCACCAAGGUUCUCUCCGAGAAGGGCGCUGCCAAGUUCACGGACUACUCCCAGAUCGACCGUGCUCCCGAAGAGAAGGCUCGUGGUAUCACGAUCAACUCCGCACAUGUCGAGUAUGAGACCGACACACGGCACUACGGCCAUAUUGACUGCCCGGGACACGCUGAUUACAUCAAAAAUAUGAUCACCGGUGCUGCGCAGAUGGACGGCGCUAUCAUCGUGGUUUCUGCGACGGACGGUCAGAUGCCCCAGACUCGCGAGCACUUGCUCCUCGCGCGUCAGGUCGGUAUCAAGCGUCUCGUGGUAUUCAUCAACAAGGUCGAUGUCAUCGACGACAAGGAGAUGCUCGAGCUCGUUGAGAUGGAGAUGCGAGACCUGCUGAACCAGUACAACUUCGAGGGUGACGACACCCCUAUCGUCAUGGGCUCUGCCCUCGCCGCCUUGGAGGGACGCGACCCGGAGAUUGGUGCGAACAAGAUCCACGAGCUUGUGAAGGCUUGCGACGAGUGGCUGGAUGUUCCUUCCCGUGACCUUGACAAGCCCUUCCUCAUGGGUGUUGAGGACGUGUUCUCUAUCGCCGGCCGUGGGACUGUCGCCACUGGUCGCGUCGAGCGCGGUCAGGCAACGAAAGGCACGGAUGUGGAAAUCAUUGGCUUCGGUCAGAAGAUCAAGUCGACUCUUACCGGCAUCGAGAUGUUCCACAAGGAGCUUGAUAAGGCGCAGGCCGGCGACAACAUGGGUGCUCUUCUUCGUGGUGUCAAGCGCGAGCAGAUCUCCCGUGGAAUGGUCAUCGUUGCGCCUGGCUCGAUGAAAUCUGUGAAGAAGUUCCAGGCACAGAUCUACGUCAUGACCAAGGACGAGGGUGGACGGUACACUCCUUUCAUGCACAACUAUCGGCCACAAAUGUUCUUACGGACGGCUGACGUGACUGUUGGCUUGUCCUUCCCCGAGGGCACCCCUGAUGCUACGGAGAAGAUGGUCAUGCCCGGUGACAACGUCGAGCUCGUAUGCGACCUUGUUCAUGAUGUCGCAGCGGAUGUGGGAACCCGCUUCACCCUCCGUGAGGGUGGCAAGACCAUCGGUACUGGCAUCAUCACCAAGAUCAUCGAGUAUGCGUAAAGCAUGCCACCCGCUUCCGCUGUUCUACCGACGUGCUGAACGUGGAUAGAAUAUCGGACCUCGUAGUCAUCGUACAUUACAUUACUUAUCAUUUCUGCUCUCGCUCUUGCAUGCACGUACACCCCGCUCAGCACCUACAAUAGAACCAUGCUCUCAAUGC
Messenger RNA from Punctularia strigosozonata HHB-11173 SS5, 1581 nucleotides. Its product is annotated as translation elongation factor Tu. Gene Ontology annotation, cellular component: mitochondrion. NCBI's taxonomy places the organism in Eukaryota, Fungi, Basidiomycota, Agaricomycetes, Corticiales, Punctulariaceae. Gene Ontology annotation, biological process: mitochondrial translational elongation. The transcript is spliced from 7 exons. Gene Ontology annotation, molecular function: GTP binding; translation elongation factor activity; GTPase activity. The record is from RefSeq and is a predicted model, not a curated record. Bases 42 to 1421 code for a protein of 459 amino acids.